AUUGAUUUUGAUUAAUUGCUAGAGAUUGCAUUUGGAAAUUUGAAAUGUAAUAUUUAUGUUAUGGAGGGGCAAUUAAGUGAAUUUCUAAGGGGACACCAUUGCUCUCCCUUGGACCUCAGCUUAUAUAAUAGAGAUUUAUCCACUUUUUAGUUUAUUUAUCUUGCUAUUCAAUAUACUUAUAGAGUAUAAAUCUAUUCCUGGGGCCUCACCCAUCAGCUUAAGUUUUUGGUUGAGUUGGUCCUUCGACAUGGUAUCAAGAGCCAGCGUGACAAAAAGGUCACGGGUUCGAAUCUCAUCAACCCCUCCUUUCUCAGUGGAAUAGCGUGAGGGGGUGUGAUAGAGUAGAAAUCUAUUCAUGGGGCCUGAACCAUCAGCUUAAGCUAAAAAUAAACCGAUACAGUAAUAAUCAUUGAAGCCCUGCGCAGACUACCGUCUUCCACUUUGCACAGAUGCAGGGCCUCUCGAUCCUUGAGGCCUUGACAGUUGACAUUGUUGAUUCUUGACAAUGUGACCAGAAUCUCUGCCUUCAAAAACAAUGUGAUCAGAAUUUCUAAAACCAGAUAUUAUUUGUAUUUUAAUAACUAGUCUUCGACUCUUCCCCCCUCAAAAAAAAAAAAAAAAAAAAAAAAAAAAAAAAAAACUAGUCUUCCCGUCAUCAAUUGACUUCGUUUCGAUCAAGUUGUUACCCAAAUUUUAAUUUAAUCAAGUUGCUAUAUUACUAUGCUCUAUUUCUUACUUUAAAAUAACUUCCUCUUUUUCGGAUACUAGCAAAAUAAUUUAUGCAGUUUUUUUGCUUCUAGCAUCCAAUCUUCAAAACAUAAUGCAUAUACUUUUACCUACUCUCUACCUCAUUUUCAUCUUCAAUACCAACAAUCUUGUUCUUGCUGAUCCUCCUUACGAACAUUGUCCAGAUGCUAACGACAACAACAGUAUUGCAUCAAACAAUCCUUUUCAAACAAACGUUGGUAGCCUUCUACUUUCUCUAUCUUUAAAUGCUUCUGUCUCAAAAUUCUACAACAUGUCUGUUGGAAAUGGCAAUACUACAGCAUACGGGUUGUGCCUUUGCUACGAUUAUGUCACACUUGAAAACUGCGAGACGACAAUAACAAUGGCAACGCAAGCGUUUACUAGAUUGUGUCGGAACUCAACUGAUGCUACAAUAUGGGAAGAACAAAGUAUGCUUCGUGUUUCUAAUAAGAGAUUCUUUAGCCAAUUAGACAUGACUGGUAAUAUCAACAAGUAUAACACUUUAAAUGUAUCAGAAGCAGAGAAGUUCAGGUUAGUUGUGAACACCAGCUUAUAUGAACUUACUCUGAAUGCUGCAUUUAAUUCCUCCGCUCAUAUGUAUGCCACUCAGUCAGUGGCUUUCUCAGCUGCACAACAUAUAUAUAGUCUGGUACAGUGUACUAUGGACCUGUCGCCAAUCGAUUGUCAUCGAUGUCUACAAACAUCUAUAGUUGAAGUUCUUGGUUCAGAGAAUUAUAGAUAUAGAGGUGGAAGGCUUCUUAGUAAAAGCUGUUAUCUCAGGUAUGAGUUUUACCAGUUCUAUGAAGGAAAAUCAUCAAAAUUUUCUGAAAGCCAAGGGAAGCAAUGGGCAACUUGGAUUCUUCCAACAGGAUUGGCUUUUAUCGUUGCAAUAUUGUUUAUAGGAUCUUGUGUAAUCUACUUUGUUCUAAGGAGAAAAUAUUCAGAUUUUCGAACAAGGGACAAUCCCUUGUUCGACUUGGCUAGUAUUCAAGCUGCAACAAAUAACUUCUCGGAACAAAAUAAACUAGGACAAGGUGGAUUUGGUCCUGUCUUCAAGGGUGUCCUACAGAAUGGGACUGAAGUUGCAGUUAAACGGCUUUCAAACACAUCGGAUCAAGGCACAGAGGAAUUCACAAAUGAAGUGCUUUUGAUUAUGAAGCUUCAACAUAAAAAUCUUGUCAGGCUGUUGGGAUUCUGUGUAGAUAGAAUUGAAAGACUGCUUAUCUAUGAGCUCAUGGCUUGUGGUGACUUAGACUCUUGGCUCCAUGAUCCGCGAAAACGCGCACAAUUGACGUGGAGCAAACGACUUGACAUCAUGAAUGGGAUCGCUUGUGGAGUCCUGUAUCUGCACGAGGAUUCUCGACUAAGAAUCAUACACCGAGACUUAAAGCCUAGCAAUGUAUUGUUGGAUUCGGACAUGAAUCCUAAGAUUUCAGACUUUGGAAAUGCCAGAAUUUAUGGAAGUGAAACUGAAGCAAACACAUCGGUUGUAAUUGGUACAUAUGGAUAUAUGUCACCGGAAUAUGCAAUGGACGGAAUAUAUUCUGUAAAGUCUGAUGUUCUCAGCUUCGGAAUUAUGUUAUUGGAGAUAAUAACAGGAAGAAAGAGCAUUGGGUUCCAUCUAACAGGAAAAGGUCCAAGCCUCCAAGCUUAUGCAUGGAGAUUGUGGAACCAGGAUCGAUGGAAAGAAUUGAUGGAGCCUCAACUCAAAAGCAACGAAGUGCAUGGCGUCACCAAUGAGUUCUUAAGAUACUUACAUAUCGGAUUACUAUGUGUUCAAGAGGAUCCAUGUGAACGACCAACAAUGUCAUUGGUUUUUCACAUGUUAAAAAGUGAUGAUGUCAAUCUUAACCCUCCCAAACAACCUGCCUUUUUUGUUGGAAGGUUCACUGAUCACUAUGAAACAAGUCCUAGAAUAUCCACAUCAUCUAUAAGAUGUAUUGCAGAUCUUUACCGUCGAUAA
Messenger RNA from Beta vulgaris subsp. vulgaris (sugar beet), 2710 nucleotides. Its product is annotated as cysteine-rich receptor-like protein kinase 10. The transcript is spliced from 7 exons. Lineage: Eukaryota; Viridiplantae; Streptophyta; Magnoliopsida; Caryophyllales; Amaranthaceae. Gene Ontology annotation, biological process: protein phosphorylation. Gene Ontology annotation, molecular function: protein kinase activity; ATP binding. Bases 821 to 2710 code for a protein of 629 amino acids. The record is from RefSeq and is a predicted model, not a curated record.